Messenger RNA from Telopea speciosissima, 911 nucleotides. RefSeq names its product RING-H2 finger protein ATL5-like. NCBI's taxonomy places the organism in Eukaryota, Viridiplantae, Streptophyta, Magnoliopsida, Proteales, Proteaceae. The transcript has a single exon. Bases 15 to 911 code for a protein of 298 amino acids. The record is from RefSeq and is a predicted model, not a curated record.
ACUACUACUUUAAAAUGUCCAAUCGAGGAGGACCCAAUUCAUCCAUGGCAAGCACUGAUUGGUCAAGUGAGAUUAUUCCGAGCAUAGACUCUUAUGAUGGCAAAGUCUUACUUGCCGCCAUUAUAUCUCUUCUCCUUGUAAUUCUUUUUGUUCUGUUACUCCAUAUCUACACAAGAUGGUGGUUACUCAAACAAGCCCAUCGACAGCAGAGCCGUUCGAUUUCUUUAUCUCAUGUAUUGGGUCCUACCCGAUUGAAUCAUGUCCGUACAUUGGCAUACCAUGAUGAUCCUUCUUAUUUUGGUUGUUCAUCCCCUGAAUCUGAUGGUGUUGAUGCUUCAAUCAUUGCAGCUCUCCCAAUCUUUGAAUAUAAGAAUAAUGGUUAUUUAGAGUGUGUGAUUUGUUUGAGUGUGUUUGAAGAGAAUGAUUUGGGGAGAAUUCUUCCUAUGUGUCACCAUGCUUUUCAUGUUGAGUGUAUAGAUAAGUGGUUGCAAUCUCACUCGAGUUGUCCAAUUUGUAGAGCUUCAGUGGCAUUGGAUAAGUCAAUCGGAGGAAUCACACCGUCGAUCACCACCACCACCACCACUACCGGUGUUCAACCCUUGGAGGAGAGCCGAGAUGCUUCACCGGAGAUGAUAUCUGGUGAGUCCAUCACUGUACAAGAAAGACCCACUACUUUGGAUGUUCUGAUAGAACUACCACUUGAUCCAAACAGAGAAGUUCUUAGAGAUAUUUCACCCCCACCACCACCACCACCUCCACCGCCACCACCACCGCCACCGCCACCGCCACCGCCAGUGCCAGUUUCAUCAUCAUCAUCAUCUUUAGGUUUCUCAUUGAAGAGAAUGUUGAGUAGGAAUAGAUCAGAAUGUAAGGUGUUUCCAUCAUCUAAUUUGAACGAGUGUACUGUUUGA